AUGGCCUCCACUCAAUCAACGAAAACUGAAUUUCCCUAUACCUUAACAAUCUCCCUCCCCCUCCCCUCGAACCGCCUUGCAACAUCCGCUCUUCAUGCCAUUGAAGUCGACACCGAACUCUCCCCCUUCGUCCGACGCGACAUGGCGGUAACCGCUCCGAAGGGAAUUCAAGCGGAUACCGAAGAGGCAAAGACUGUACUCGAAACUACAUACUGUGCAACCACCAACCGGAUGCUGCGAGUGGCUGUCAAUGGGUUUAUGGAGAGUCUUGGGGUCGUACUUGGGGUAAUGGAGGAGCUGGAUGUGGAUGUAUUAGAAGCGGAGGGAGUUGAGCAAUGA
Aspergillus oryzae RIB40 is the source of this 339-nucleotide messenger RNA. Its product is annotated as CTAG/PCC1 family protein. The coding region runs from base 1 to 339 and encodes 112 amino acids. The transcript is spliced from 2 exons. Lineage: Eukaryota; Fungi; Ascomycota; Eurotiomycetes; Eurotiales; Aspergillaceae. The record is from RefSeq and is a predicted model, not a curated record. Gene Ontology annotation, cellular component: EKC/KEOPS complex.